Mauremys mutica (yellowpond turtle) is the source of this 1913-nucleotide messenger RNA. It is a transcript of the gene SMIM35, whose product is annotated as small integral membrane protein 35. Bases 260 to 616 code for a protein of 118 amino acids. The record is from RefSeq and is a predicted model, not a curated record. Lineage: Eukaryota; Metazoa; Chordata; Testudines; Geoemydidae. The transcript is spliced from 5 exons.
ACUAAGACACGAAGCCCCCUCCACCUCUCCACACCUGCUUACAGAAGGAGAAGCCCUGAUAAACACAUCACCCAGGCUUUGCCUUAGGAGCAGCCCAGCUUUUCUCGGGUUGAUGUAUUGAUGCUAAACAGAGAGAGUCAGGGCAGCGGGGCUGGACUUUCCUGUGGCCGCCGUACAUGUGCAUGGAUGCCUUCACUGUGCUGCCGACAGCUGCCCCCUGACCCUGGCUGCUUUCACUUGCAAAGCAAGCUCCUGGCCUAUGGAAAUCGGCCCAUUUCCAUGUCACUUUAACGUCCCUUCCCGCCCUGCGCGAGCGAGACCAUUCCCUCCAGUGUUGCUGCUGGACGCUGCAAUGGCAGGAACCGAGCCCAUCAGCAUCCUCGGGCUUAUCCUGGGCAUCGGCCUGGCCUUGCUGCUCCUGGGCAUCCUGGGCUACACCAUUCUUAAGUGGUACCUGAGAGGACCAGGCUGGCAUCGCCCUAAUUUUGUUUUCAACCUGUAUCACAUCCGCAGCCUGAAGUCUGUGGAAGUGGAGCUGGCCCCGCCGUUCACAGUCAGCGGCUCCAUGAGCAACAUGGGAAGUGGCUACAUGCGGUUCCAUGACAGGAACAUGUGAUGCUGCGAAGCCAGAGAUACUGAUGCUGCGAGGCCACUGGCUCUGCAGAGGUGGUUGCAUUCGGUUGUGUGAGCAAUAUCCGUUUUCCCUGUGUCUUUGCUGCUCGGGUCACUGCUAUCCAUUACAUGCACAAUCGCUCCGUCCAUCCUCACUGGGCUGGGACGCGGCCGCCUUAGCUUGCAUGUGCGGCUAAGAAGGAAUCAGAGCAGCAAUGUGGUGCAAGUAACAGGCUGGACUUCAGCAUCUCACCAGGCUCUGGCCCUGGUGCUCAGACAGAAGCCUGGUUUGGGUCACCAGGGCUGAGAAGAGAGAGUAUCCCUGUCCUCCCUGUGCUAGGCCCAGGCUCUUCAGCAGCUGAGAGUCAUUACAGCCUGGUGGGCGGGUGGCUUUUGGAAAGCUCCCUCCAUUCCCCAGUGGAAAAAUCUCCUUGUCCCACUUCUCACUGCUCAUUAUUGGUAUCCCGGUAGCACACCGGGCCCCUGCGAGGUGCUCUACACGCAGGGCAGAGACGGUCCCUGCCCGGAGGAGCCUGCUGUCUCAGGAUCACGUGAGAAAUGACAGCUGGGCCCAACGGACGUACUGGGACAGCCCAAGGUAACAGCACAGUGAUGGCCCCUCGCCAACUCCUCCGGGUGACACCCAGCUCAGAGGUGCACAGCUGAUCAUCCCAGCAAGAGCCUCCAGAGGGGAUGAAAAGUGGAUGGGUUGGUCUCCAUUCAGCCCUGCUGCCCUGGUGUGUUGCAGUCCCUGGCUGGGAGCAGGACACAAGGACAGGCAGCUGUGGGGCUGCAGACCAGCCAAUUAGCCUUUCCCACUGGCCUUGCUGCCUAGUGCUUGGAGAAGAGGAGGCUGCUCCCCGGGAGCCAGGCAGCCACCAGUCUCUCUCUUGUCCUGCUGCUGGCCAGCUUUCCCAGGCCUGGCCAGGGGACUGAGAUUUCCCCUCAGAAAAUCCCUUGCCAUGACCGAGGCCUGUUGGGUGGUGGGAAAUCCUGGGUCUUCCCCAGUCUCCUGAUUCAAUUCCCCAUUCACAGGCCUGCCCGUGGCCUCAGCCUGGCAUCCGAGGGAAGUGACUUCCUUUCCAACACCAAGCUGCUGCCCGCAGAGUAACAGCUGAGCACUUCCACUUCCUCCUCCGGAGCAGAGCGGUGGGAGCCGCACCUCCCCUGGCCUCAGGAGCAGGGGCUUGUCCACAUCUACAGAGAACUGGAAACUGGCUGGAAAACCGUUCCCAGAGUAGUUAUCAGUGGUUCACAGUCAUGCUGGAAGGGCAUAACGAGUGGGGUCCCGCAGGGAUCGG